This is a messenger RNA of Euleptes europaea (tarantolino), 2448 nucleotides long. It is a transcript of the gene DENND1C, whose product is annotated as DENN domain containing 1C. Gene Ontology annotation, biological process: endocytic recycling; endocytosis. The transcript is spliced from 23 exons. Gene Ontology annotation, cellular component: cytosol; intracellular membrane-bounded organelle. Gene Ontology annotation, molecular function: phosphatidylinositol phosphate binding; guanyl-nucleotide exchange factor activity. NCBI's taxonomy places the organism in Eukaryota, Metazoa, Chordata, Lepidosauria, Squamata, Sphaerodactylidae. The record is from RefSeq and is a predicted model, not a curated record. The coding region runs from base 1 to 2448 and encodes 815 amino acids.
AUGGGCUCGCGCAUCAGGGAAAACCCCCAGAAAAUAUUUGACUUGUUCUUUGAAGCUGCCUGCCCGACGCCAGCGGAGUAUGAUUCCCAAGUGCUUAGGCAGUUCCCUCUGGAGUUCGAUGACCAGGAGUCAAUUCAAAUGCUUCCCAAGUUUUGCUUCCCUUUUGACAUUGAGAGGGUUAAGGAGAGUCCCGCAGUCCAGCACUUCACGUUUGCGCUCACUGACCUGGAAGGGAAGCAGCGCUUUGGCUUCUGCCGACUGGCCAAGGGCUUCCGCACCUGCCUGUGCAUCCUCAGUUACUUACCCUGGUUUGAAGUUUUCUACAAGAUCCUCAAUAACAUCGCUGACCACUUAGCCAAACAGCAGUUCACCGAGCUGGACGAAUUUUUAUCCAUGCUGUAUCUUCACCCUGUGCCACAGUUCAACAGCCCCGUCAGCCUGGAAUUUGACCCAAAGGUGACCCAAUUGAAAAUUACCACUGGGAAGGAUCUGAACACACAACCCCAAGACUGGAGCCAAGAUCUGAACUCUGGGUCAGCAUCGGCUUCCUACUUCAUUGGGCCUGAUCACAGCAAACUGCCCACAAUCCCAGAAAGCAGGAACCUCACCGAGUUCGUUGUGGCUGUGGAUGUGAACAACAUGCUGUGGCUCUACGCAAGCCUGCUCCACGAGAGACGGAUCCUGCUCACCUCCAGCAAGCUCAGCACGUUAACUGCCUGUGUGCAGGCCUCCGCCGCCAUGCUGUAUCCCAUGAACUGGCAACACAUCUACAUCCCGGCGCUGCCCGCACACCUCCUGGACUACUGCUGUGCCCCUAUGCCUUACCUCAUCGGAGUCCACACCAGCCUCAUGGAGAGAGUGAGGAGCAAAGCCCUUGACGAUGUCGUCAUUCUGAACAUUGACAGCAACACAUUUGAAUCGCCCUUCCAGGACCUAGAAAACCUCCCAAGUGACGUGGUCUCCUUCCUGAAGUACCAGUUGAAGAAACAGUCGGCAACUACCGGGGACGGAGUCGCCCGAGCUUUCCUCCGGGCCCAGGCACUUUUGUUUGGCAGCUACCGCCAGGCACUGCUUUAUGAACUGGGGCAGCCCAUCUCCUUUUGUCAAGACAGCUUCCUGAAGCACGGGUCCAGCUCCACCCAGACCUUUCUGCAGCGGGCCACGCACUUGCAGCUCUUCAAGCAGUUCAUCGAUGAGCGAUUGGAGAAACUGAACGCAGGAGAAGACUUCUCCGACCUCUUUGAGCAGGAGAUCAAUAGAAGCCUCUCCCCAGGCAACGUGCAUUCCUAUCAGCUGUGGGUGAAGAACUUGAAGAAAGGUGGAGGAGCCCUGAUCAGUACGGUGAAAAACAAGGCCAAUCCCGCUGUCCGGAGCGCAUACCAAUAUGCCAAAGGCCAAGCUAAAAUGGGGCUGAGGAAUAUGCGAAGCCACCGGAUGGAAAAGGAUUCCGGUAUGGAUCAGCACCAACAGGGAGGUGGUUACUACGAUCAGAUCUCGAGCCCCGCCCAGCCUUCCAGGAACAAACAGUCCGAGAGCUUGCAAAGCCGGCUGCCCAUCACUCAGCACUUUGGGAAGUCUCGUCCUCGGCGGCCGCAAAAACAGACCAGCGCCUCAGAACUGCCGGACCAAAGCACAGCUCCCCUACAUUUCCCCUUGGAGCCUGACACCUUCACUGCUGGAGGCGAAGAUUUGGACCCAGGGUUCCUAGAUCCCGGUGGGCUCGACCUCUUGGGAGAGAUCUUCGAGACGCUGAACUUCUUGGAGCCCAGUCAAUCCGGGCGGCCUCUUUUCGGAACACGCAGCUUGGACUUUUCCAGCCUGGAGGACAGGAACUUUUAUGCAAAGCUGAGACCCAGCGAGGAGACCCUCCAUGAAACGCUGUCCGAGGAACAGGACGAUGGGAGCUCUUCGCUCGAGGACGCCCUGCCCCUGGAAUCUCUCGAGAAAGAGAAUACGCAGGGCGCUUUGCUGCCAUCCGCCAUAACUGCCUCCAGAGGUAACAGCAUCUGUGAGAUCCAGGACAGUCCUGGCUUUGAGGAGGUAGAAAUUCUGCUGCAGGAGGAAGCGGAAGAGGCAACGGCUCCUUCGGAGUCUGAGCUGUCCCAAGACGCACAGACCCACGACGCCAAACCCGAAUCUUCCACUCCGCGGGGAAAUGAAACACAAUUCUGCAGAUGGGAGGAGGCUGGACAGCCAUUUGGGGUUGGUCAGACACUCGACUCCCUAGCAGCCGCCCCCCUCCCAAAGACACAGCUGGCCGUACCCCGGGGCUCUGAGGUUGAAUCCUCUGCCGCAGCGCUUGAGGCAAAACGCAACGCGAGCACGGGCUUUGCGGCACAGGAGGCUGCCUUAACCAUUGGGCUGGCCGCCAGCCCUCCUCACCCUUCGGUUCCCAGGACUUUGACCCAAACCAGGGUGUCUGAACUGAAGAAGAGAUUCGAGGCCUAG